Messenger RNA from Acipenser ruthenus (sterlet), 10267 nucleotides. RefSeq names its product chromodomain-helicase-DNA-binding protein 1-like. The record is from RefSeq and is a predicted model, not a curated record. NCBI's taxonomy places the organism in Eukaryota, Metazoa, Chordata, Actinopteri, Acipenseriformes, Acipenseridae. Gene Ontology annotation, molecular function: ATP-dependent chromatin remodeler activity; DNA binding; ATP binding. Bases 805 to 6264 code for a protein of 1819 amino acids. Gene Ontology annotation, cellular component: nucleus; chromatin. The transcript is spliced from 37 exons. Gene Ontology annotation, biological process: nucleosome organization; regulation of transcription by RNA polymerase II.
AAUUACCAAAAGAACAGCCGGUCUGAUUGAAACCAGGAACACUAUAAUCUCAAUCCUUCUUAAAGCGAAAGGAGUUACUUAACAUUACUACAGCACUAGAAUUUCACGGAUGGGAGGAAUGGGUUUCUAGUAGUAAACGCGUGAUGUGCAAAUAUUUGGAGAAUAUCAGAAGGGAUUAAAGUAUCGAGGAAAAGAAAAGGCUGGCGGUUCAGGAAAUCAAUUAUUAGUCACCCACAAAUCAAGAUAUAUAAUUAUGUAGUGUGUUUUUUGUAAGGGGGAAACAUUGAGGAAAUCAGUCCAAAAGGAAAAAAAAAAGCUCUAUUGUAGAAAGUGCUGCAAUUAUUACUAUUUAUAAUUAGCUAAAAACUAAUUGUUUUCUUAUUUUUAAGCGGUAUUUUAAAAACGAAUACAAAAAUAUCAAUUCUGCUGUGCAGCUCUUUCACUUGCACAGUGUGGUUUUUAUUUUUUAGUGGUUUUGCUGCGCAGCUCUUCACUCACACAAGCGCGAGGAGAAGAGCGGCAGGCUGCCUGGAGGCUGGAGGCAGAGACGCUCCAGCGGGGAUCUUUGUUCAGGAGAGGCCGGCUGAAACUCAAGCACGCUGCAGGCCUCGAAUCGGGGCCUUUGCGGUUUAAAAAUGCUAUAUUAUAUUUAAGAUUUUGAGAUGGAGAUAAUCAGAUACUCCUGGAGGGUUGCUGAAAGAACAGAAAAUCAGUGUCGUUUGCAGUGAUCUGGACUUGCUUUUUAAACUUUUGUAUUGCUUCUGACAAGGAAGAAUUUUAACACACAAUUGUGGUAACUGUAAAAUGGAUGGACGCAGUGACCAGGAAAGUGUGAGCAACAGCAGUGGGGAAUCAAGCCAAUCUGAUGAGGAAUCUGGCUCUGGAUCAGGCUCUGGUUCAGGUUCCAGCUCUGGGAGCAGCAGUGAUGGAAGCAGCAGUCAAUCAGGAAGCAGCGACUCAGGCAGUGGUUCCGACUCCGGCAGCCAGUCGGAAUCGGAGUCCGAAGGGUCAAAGGAAAAGAAACAGCAAGAAAACAAAACUGCGGAAAUAGAUGGAGCAGAGUUUUGGAAAUCAAAUCCAAGUAUCUUGGCUGUACAACGAUCGGCUAUGCUCAGGAAACAGCAACAGCAGCAACAGCAACAGCAGAGUUCAUCAGACAGUGGAUCAGAUGAGGAUUCGUCCAGCAGUGAUGAAUCAGAUGAUGAUUCUUCAAGCCAGAAUAAAAGGAAAAAGAAGCGUAAAGAUGAGGACUGGCAUUUGUCUGAUUCCAGGCCAGAGUCCAGGUCUGGAUCGAAUUCUGGGUCAGAUUCUGGUUCUGACUCUUCAGAUGAUCAAGGUGGAAACAGCGAUGAGAGUGUAUCGGACUUCGAGCCUAAUCACAAAGUUAAAAGCAGAAAGCCCCCAAACAGGAUAAAUGUAAGAAAUGGUAAAAAAGGCAAAGCUCAGAAAAAGAAGCCACCAAUGGGUUCCUCAGAUGAUGAUGAUGACGAUGAUUAUGACAAGAAGGGUCCCCGUCGUCAGGCCACUGUAAACGUGAGCUACAAAGAGGAUGAUGAAAUGAAGACGGAUUCUGAUGAUUUGGUGGAAGUGUGUGGUGAAGAUGUUCCUCCUCCUGAAGAUGAUGAAUUUGAAACAUUGGAAAAAGUGAUGGAGAUGAGGUUUGGGAGGAGAGGAGCUACUGGUGCAACCACAACUGUAUAUGCAGUGGAGGCAGAUGGUGAUCCAAAUUCUAACUUUGUACCAGGCAAAGACCCUGGAGACAAUCAGUAUCUGAUUAAAUGGAAAGGAUGGUCUCACAUUCACAACACCUGGGAGACCGAAGAGACCCUCAAGCAGCAAAAUGUCAGAGGCAUGAAAAAACUAGAUAACUUUAAGAAAAAGAAUCAGGAAAUGAAACGAUGGAUGAAAACAUCAUCUCCUGAAGAUGUUGAAUAUUUCAACUGUCAGCAGGAGCUUCUUGAUGACUUGCAUUCUCAAUACCAAAUUGUGGAGAGAAUAAUUGCUCAUUCUAAUCAAAAAUCGGCGGCUGGUUAUCCAGACUAUUUCUGCAAAUGGCAAGGCCUUUCAUAUUCUGAAUGCAGCUGGGAGGACGGUGCUCUAAUUUCAAGGAAAUUUCAGAAAUGUAUUGAUGAUUACAUGAGCAGAAACCAGUCAAAAACCAUUCCCUUCAAAGACUGUAAGGUGUUAAAACAGAGACCCAGGUUUGUUCCCAUGAAGAAGCAGCCCUCUUACAUUGGUGGUGAUGGAUUAGAGCUCCGCGAUUACCAGCUGGACAGUUUAAACUGGAUGGCACACUCAUGGUGCAAGGGCAAUAGUUGCAUCCUUGCAGAUGAAAUGGGUCUUGGAAAAACCAUUCAAACUAUCUCCUUCCUGAACUAUCUGUUCCAUGAGCAUCAGCUCUAUGGCCCUUUCCUGGUGGUGGUACCCCUCUCUACUCUUACUUCGUGGCAAAGAGAAAUUCAGUUAUGGGCUCCUAUGAUGAACGUAGCGGUUUACCUGGGCGACAUAAACAGCAGAAGCAUGAUUAGAACACAUGAAUGGAUGCAUCCACAAACCAAACGUUUGAAGUUGAAUAUCUUACUAACAACGUAUGAAAUCCUGCUUAAAGAUAAGUCAUUCCUUGGCAAUGUCAACUGGGCUUUUAUUGGUGUUGAUGAAGCUCAUCGUUUGAAGAAUGAUGAUUCCCUUCUUUACAAAACUCUGAUAGAGUUCAAGUCAAACCACAGACUUCUGAUCACUGGAACCCCUCUGCAGAACUCUCUGAAGGAGCUCUGGUCAUUGCUGCAUUUUAUCAUGCCUGACAAGUUUAGCUCUUGGGAGGUCUUUGAGGAGGAUCAUGGGACAGGUCGUGAUUCUGGGUAUGCUAGUCUGCAUAAGGAGCUGGAGCCUUUUCUGCUGCGCAGAGUUAAAAAGGAUGUGGAAAAGUCCCUUCCUGCAAAGGUGGAGCAGAUCCUGCGGGUGGAAAUGAGUGCAAUACAGAAGCAGUACUACAAGUGGGUGUUGACCCGGAAUUACAAGGCACUCAGCAAAGGCACAAAGGGCAGUACCUCAGGCUUUCUGAAUAUAAUGAUGGAACUGAAAAAGUGUUGUAAUCAUUGCUACCUUAUUAAACCACCCGAUGAUAAUGAGUUUUAUAACAAACAAGAGGCCUUACAGCAUCUGAUCCGUAGCAGUGGAAAGCUGAUCUUGCUUGACAAGCUCCUCUUACGCCUUAAAGAGCGAGGCCACCGAGUUCUUAUCUUCUCUCAGAUGGUGCGAAUGCUGGACAUUCUCGCAGAAUACUUGAAGAGUCGACAGUUCCUGUUUCAGAGGCUGGAUGGAUCGAUAAAGGGAGAAAUGAGGAGACAAGCACUUGAUCAUUUUAAUGCAGAAGGAUCAGAGGAUUUCUGCUUCUUGCUGUCUACAAGAGCUGGCGGUCUGGGCAUAAACUUGGCCUCUGCAGAUACUGUUGUUAUUUUUGACUCGGAUUGGAAUCCUCAAAAUGACUUGCAAGCUCAAGCCAGGGCCCAUAGGAUUGGGCAGAAGAAACAGGUCAACAUCUAUCGACUGGUCACUAAGGGGUCUGUGGAGGAAGAAAUCAUUGAAAGGGCAAAGAAAAAGAUGGUGCUGGACCACCUGGUGAUCCAGAGAAUGGAUACCACAGGAAAAACUGUACUGCACACAGGCUCAGCUCCUUCAAGUUCCACUCCUUUCAAUAAAGAAGAGCUUUCAGCAAUCCUGAAGUUUGGUGCUGAGGAACUGUUUAAAGAACAAGAAGGAGAGGAGCAGGAGCCACAGGAAAUGGAUAUCGAUGAAAUCCUGAAACGAGCUGAAACACGAGAAAAUGAUCCGGGUCCUUCGACUGUGGGGGAAGAACUGCUGUCACAGUUUAAGGUGGCAAACUUUUCAACAAUGGAGGAUGAAGAGAUUGACCUGGAUGCUGACCGGAAAAAGAAGUCCUGGGAUGAUAUUAUUCCUGAGGAGCAGCGGAGGAGACUGGAAGAGGAAGAGAGGCAGAAAGAGCUGGAAGAGAUCUACUUGCUGCCCAGAAUGAGAAAUUGCGCCAAACAGGCAAAUUCUAAUGGGAAUGAAGGCAGGCGCAGCAGGAACAGCAGGAACAGGAGGUACUCUGGGUCCGACAGCGAUUCUAUUUCAGGCAGAAAGCGGCCAAAGAAACGAGGGAGACCACGGACAAUUCCAAGAGAAAACAUCAAAGGGUUCAGUGAUGCUGAAAUACGGAGGUUCAUUAAGAGUUACAAAAAGUUUGGUGGCCCUCUGGAAAGACUUGAUGCAAUUGCCCGGGACGCUGAACUGGUUGACAAAUCUGAAAUGGACCUUAAACGGCUGGCUGAAACCGUGCAUAAUGGCUGCAUAAAGACCCUAAGAGAGAACUCCUCUGGGCCAGAAAAGACAGGAGGGGGCAGGCGAGGUAAAGUAAAAGGACCAACAUUCCGAAUCUCAGGGGUUCAAGUGAAUGCAAAGUUGGUCGUCUCUCAUGAAGAAGAACUGGCACCAUUGCACAAGUCCAUUCCAGCAGAUCCUGAGGACAGGAAAAGAUAUAGCAUCCCUUGUCAUUCAAAGGCAGCUCACUUUGAUGUUGACUGGGGUAAAGAAGACGACUCCAACCUAUUGAUUGGUAUAUACGAGUAUGGCUAUGGCAGCUGGGAAAUGAUCAAAAUGGACCCAGACCUGAAUUUAACACAAAAGCUGUUACCAGAUGACCCGGAUAAGAAACCACAGGCUAAACAGCUGCAGACAAGAGCUGACUACCUCAUAAAACUACUGAGCAAGGACCUGGCCAGAAAGGAGGCCCAGAGGCUAGCUGGGACGGCCAAUUCGAGAAAGAGGAAGCCCAGAAGCAAGAAGAACAAAGUUGCAAAGCCAGUAAAAAUUGAAGAGGUGGUUAAGAGUGACUUGUCUCCGCCCCCAUCAGAGAAAAGCUCAGAGGAGGAGGAGGAGGAGGAGGAGGAAGAGGUAAAGGAAGAAGUUGCUCCUGCCAAGCCUGUCAACAGGAGGGCCAAAACUGAAAAAGUAAAAAAGUCAAGUGAUGACGACAACGAUGAUGAUGAUGACGAACCAGAGCCAGAAACUGUAAUUAAAAAUGAGCCUGAAGAGAAGGAAGCGAAAGAAAAGGACAACAAAAAAGAAAAAAAGGAUAAAAAAGAGGAAAAUAAGGAUGUAAAAGAGAAAAGGGAACUGAAAGAGAAGAAAGAAAUGAAAGCUGAGCCUGUACUGAAAAAAGAAGAAAUCAAAGAGGAAAAAAUAACUGAAGUAAAAGUUGAGAUUAAAGAAAAAUUGAAGAAGGUAACGGAUGCUCCUGUCCACAUUACUGCAAGCGGUGAACCUGUACCCAUCGCUGAGGAGUCGGAGGAGCUUGACCAAAAGACGUUUAGUGUGUGCAAAGAAAGGAUGCGACCUGUUAAGGCAGCAUUAAAACAGUUAGAUAGGCCAGAGAAGGGUCUUUCAGAGAGGGAGCAGCUGGAACACACAAGGCAGUGCCUGAUCAAAAUUGGAGACCACAUCACUGAAUGUCUGAAGGAGUACACCAACCCAGAACUGAUCAAACAGUGGAGAAAAAAUCUCUGGAUAUUUGUAUCAAAGUUUACGGAGUUUGAUGCUAGAAAACUACACAAACUAUAUAAACACGCGAUCAAGAAACGACAAGAGAGUGCUCAGGCAGGUGACCAAAACAGUAGCUUAAAUGUUCACAGCAUUAAACAGGAAGAUAUUGAAAGGCUAAAGGAGAAUUCUCAUCAUGACGACAAUAGCAGGGACAGCUACACCUCUGAGAGGCACCACUCCUCACAUUACAAUGAUCAUCACAAGGAACGGCAGGGAGAUUCUUACAGGAAAAACGAUUCUUCGAGAAAGAGACCUUAUUCAUCAUACAGCAAUGGCAAGGACCACCGGGAUAGGGAUCACUACAGGCAAGACAGCAGAUACUACAGUGACAGUAAGCACAGAAAACUGGAUGACCACAGAAGUCGAGAUCACAGGUCAGGUUUAGAAGGGAGCCUGAAAGAAAGAUCUCGCUCAGACCAUCACUCCCAUUCUGACCACAGGUCCCACUCUGAACAACGAUCCAGUUCUGAAUAUGGCCACCACAAAUCCUCCCGAGAAUACAGGUACCAUUCAGACUGGCAGAUGGACCACCGAGCCUCUGGGAGUGGGCCUAGGUCUCCCCCAUAUGACUCCAGGUCUCCCCUUGGACACAGAUCUCCAUUUGAGUACUCUUCUGACCACAAAAGUACUCCAGAGCAGAUCUGGAGUAGCCGCAAGACAUAACACAAGCUGAGAUGUCAUGUCUGGACCUUUUUGUUAGCCAUAGAAACAGUUCAACACAGUAAAUGCCUUAUGUGACUUGAAAGUGCUAUGGACAGGCUACUUUCAGUAGCAGUAUUGCUUCUCCUUUCCAGGUUGCAAGGUGUAAUAUCCCAUUAAAAGAAAAACAAAUAUUUUUAUAUUUAAGGGUAAUGCUGCAGUGUGCUGCAAAGUUUGUGACAUUUUUAAAACAAAACAAAAAAAAAAUCACUUGUUUACUACUACAGAACAGACCAGAACACUGCCCCCCUCCACCCCCCUUCACCACCAGACUGGAUCUUGGCAAGGAUUAGUUCAAUUUUGAUGUGGUGUUUGGUCUAUUUAAAAACUAACAAUAAAGAGCUAUAUGUAACUGAUCUUUAAUCAUGCCUACGAAAUGAAUAAAGAGUUUAAGAUGAUUGAAGGACUUUUGCUCACCUUCCAAAGUAACAUGUUUACAGUAUAUACUGUGACAACCAUGCCGAUUUUUGCAUCAUGCUUGAAUAUUUAAUUUCUGUACUUACAACUGUAAAAUAGCCAGGUUUUUUUUGUCAGUGAUCAAUUUAAAUGCCUUUAUAUAUAUAUAUAUAUAUAUAUAUAUAUAUAUAUAUAUAUAUAUAUAUAUAUAUAUAUAUAUAUAUAUAUAUAUAGAUAAUAUUAUACAUAAUGUACUACUGUAAAUUUAUUGUAAAAUAAUGAAUUGAAUGAGCUUUUUUCCUCAGGCUUUUUUUUUUUUUGACAGUUUCCCUUUACCCAAAAACUCAGGCCGCCUUGUCACAAGAAUAAAUUUGUCAGUUUAUUAUUAAUGGAUAGUCUCGCAAUCAAUUGCUGUUCCGAAUGUAAUAAUGGGGAAAGGAAACCUCUAUUCCAUUAUAUGUACACCCUGUAGUGCCCCCUUUCUAUCAUUACUUACAAUAGGUCUUGACUGUUUCCUUUUUUGUUGUAAUUUGUUUAAAAAAAAGACAAAUCCUUUCCUUUUUAAUUCCAUACGCUUGUGAUAUAGGAGAGAAGAUGCCCAUUUAUACUAAGAGGUCCCAGCUCUAAAAGUUAGAUCUCAAAUAAACUAGAUUACAUUUUUAAUGUAAAUCCAUUUGUGUUCUUUUUAAAUGUAGGCAACAAUGUCAAAUGUUUUAUGCAGCCACAUGUAUCUGUGUCUGGGUAAAUUUGAAAGAUACUUACAGUACACACUCGUGUGUGUGUAUAUAGCUAGAUACCUUCUAUAUAUUACAAAUUAAAUUUACACAGAAAAAGGCAUUAUUUUUUUCUUUCUAAUACUUUGUGGUUAUGGUUUUUUGUAACACCUAACAUCAUUCACCUUUUACAAUCGUACUUCUAUCAACAUUUUAAGUUUGGUUUUUUUGUAUCCAUCACAGAAUUCAAGUAUUGAAAAAAAGAUUUGGGGAGGCAGGAGACACACAAUUGCACUGCACUUAGACCAGUUCAGGACUUUUUUUUUUUUUUUUAACACUUCUAUUAAUUCUAGCCUCUGUCAUCUGUAAGAAGAUAUCAUAAAUCACAAUAAGAAGUCAAUCUCAGGGAUUUAAAGUGUGUUAACUACGCUGCUAUGUACCAAACAUAUUGGAGUAAUGCAGAAGGCAAAGAAACACAGGUUACAGAAAGCUGUAGCUUUAUACAAUGUGGAUGUUAACCUUGGUGUAUCACUGUGAAAGAUAAAACUGUAUUGAUGUAGGAAGUGAAGGAGAGCAAAUGAAGACCAAAUUUGAUUACAAGUAUAAAGUCAUGUUUUUUUAUUUUUAAAUGGGUAUUCCGUAUGAAAUGCAGUAAAGGGAAGUGUGGGUUUAGAUCUCUGAAAUAAAACUUGGCUUGAGAAGAUUAGACUUUCAUGAAUAUGUAUCUGUAAAUAAAAGAUGUAAUGGCAAGUUAAAUGUGUACUGUAAGACAUACUGAACUGGUGGACUUACAGUGAUUAAAGUAGUUUUUAAUACAUUAGAUAAAAACGCAUUUUAUUUUGUCAAAAAGGAAAUUUAAAUCUACAAGCUUCUGAUUUGUUUUUUUUAACAUUACGUAUUACAUUUUUCAUCCAUUACAUGUGCACAAGACCCAACUAAAUCACUGUUCUGUGCAUCUUGUGUAUCCUGAUAACAAGCAUACAGUACCAUACAAAUAAAUGCAUCUUUACAUCCGUAGUGCCAGUUAUGUCUAGUGCCCUUAUAUUGAAACAAGUCAUUUCUAUCAAGCUAAACUCCACCUCCUUUUCUACUUUAUCCAACAUGGAAAUCAUAAGAAAAAUGUAAGAUGUUAGUGGUUUUAAAUGGUAUAGUUUGACAAAAUUACAAUUUAAUUUUGAAAAGCAUUACUUUUGUCAGUCUUUCACACACCAAAAUAUUUUGCAUUAAGUGAGCAGCUGAAAUUAUAGUUAACUGCAGAAAUGACUACAGCUGCAUAAAAGAAAUGUUGUACAACAUGGCAGAAUACACUGAAACAAAGUGUUUUUUUUUUUUUUUUACUAGUUGCUCCAGCAUGUUUUAACAAGUGUUUUAUUGCUGUAGGCACAGAGAUUUAUUUUGCUAAUGUUGCUUACAACUGUUCUGACAUAACUGAAUAAUGCAUAGAGUGAUGGGAAGUCAUUAGCAAUGCAUAUUAGUAUAUGUGUUUUAUAUUUGUGACCUACAUCCCUGCCAUAGCUGUAAACACAAAAUUAAAGCCAUCUGUCUGUUGGAUAAAAAAAAAAAAUGAAAUCACCAUGAUCUACAUCCAUGGUAAUGAUCUUUUCAAAAUGAAUCACAAAUGGAUAACGGGUUCUUUAGGAAACCAAGAAUCUAAUUCUGGUGCAACUAGAAUUUUUCUUAUCUUAAAGAUACUGGGUUCUGUAUCUUACUGUGCAGUUGCAUACGGAGAUGGCUGUACUUGUACAUAUGUUGUACAUUUUUUACUUGUCUCUAGAGAACACCCCCAAUUUAUUGUGCAGCACAUUACCUGUUGCAUUUUUGUCGUCUGUGGUUUUACUUCAGUUGCUGUGUUUAAUAUCUCACGCAUCUAUCGCUCCUGUUGUACAUACAUUAGGUAAAACUGCAGUAGACAAGGUUUAACACUGGUUGUUCUCUUCUCUGUUCAUUACCUUGUUAUUCAUUAGAAGGAAAACUGCAACAUUCUGUUCUCCAGUGCAAGUGGAAUAGGACUCUGUUCAGCCCCAAACAUUUUGCCAUUUAAUCAUAACUCCAUAUUAAAUGUGACAGAAAUCCAAAUUUUCUGGAUGUAAACGGUUGUAUAAUAAACCUAUACGGUGUGCCUGUUUCAUAAAAACGACUUGCUUUAUGCUACAAUGUUAUUCUGAAGUAUUAACAUUCUGUUUCUGUCUUUUUCUGGUCCAUACUGUGCUGUGCAAUGCAAAGACCCCACAAUACAAAGUAUGCUGCAAAAUACAAUAAACUGCAAAAAAGGCCAUUCAUUCGCAUACCAAUAAGCAAUUGUGUGUUGUAGUUUUCCACCAGCAAGUUACUCUUCAGGUUAUAAGGGUGGUCAUAAUGAAACCUCAGUAGUCUGGAUACAGAAUCACCUGCUGGUCUCGCUUACCCAGAAUCCACUGGUAAAGACUGCUGUUUUUUGUCAGAUCUGCCAACAGCAAUUCAGAUCACCAAGGAUAAUGUAUGCUGGGUAUGCAAUUAAAAAUUGUGUCCUGGAUGAGUUUUAAAAAAAAAAAAAGUCUUUCCUAAGCAUCGAUUUUCUAAGCAUGAAAUGUCUUCCUCAGCCAGUAAGAAGUUAUCUCCUUUCAGACUACAGGCUAGUUUACUCUUGGCAAUAAUUGCCAGUACACAAAUUGCUGCUCGGUUUUAAAUACAGAGUAAGACUGAUAGAGAGGGUCUGACUUGGGAGCAAAAUUGCUGUCAACUGUUGUCAUUUUCAGCAUCAAUUUAAGUUGGCAGGACCCUGAUAGACUUUUUAAUGGUAAACAGUGGUCUUUUAGACUACACUUUGUUACUGUCAACUGAGUAGGCACUCAUAAAAAAUAAAGAUAUUUCUUUCAUUA